Molecule: messenger RNA, 1882 nt
Organism: Sphaerodactylus townsendi
Lineage: Eukaryota; Metazoa; Chordata; Lepidosauria; Squamata; Sphaerodactylidae
Product: unconventional myosin-IXa-like
Exons: 15
Biological process (GO): intracellular signal transduction
Molecular function (GO): microfilament motor activity; GTPase activator activity
Source: RefSeq, a predicted model, not a curated record
AUGCUGUGUGUCAUGGAAGAAUCCUUGAUGAAAGAGUCUUCCAUUUCUUUGCUCCGGGCAGAGCUGGGCCAGCAUCACCUGACUCCCCCGAGGAGCCCCGAGCUGGCCGGCGUCUGUCGGCGGGAGUGUAAGGAAAACAAAGAGCCGUCGCCCAAGGUGAAGCGCAAGCGCAGCCUGAAGAUCAGCAGCGUCACCAUGGAACCGGCGCACUGGCAGAACGACGCGCGCCAGAUCAUCACCAGCGCCAGCGACUUGGAAAACAUGAAUGAGUUUCUCUUGAAAAAGAUGAAUGACCUGGAUACCGAGGACUGCAAGAAAGACACUCUGGUGGACGUUGUGUUCAAAAAGGCCUUGAAAGAGUUCCGGCAAAAUAUCUUCAGCUUCUACUCUUCAGCUUUGGCUAUGGGCGACGGAAAGAGCAUCCGCUACAAAGACCUCCAUGCCUUGUUUGAGCAGAUCUUGGAGAAAACGAUGAGGCUCGAGCAAAGGGACUGGAGCGAGUCCCCUGUCCGGGUCUGGGUCAACACCUUCAAGGUGUUUUUGGAUGAAUACAUGACGGAAUACAUGCCUCUGGAUUACACGGCCUCCAAGAUGACCAAGACGGAAAGGAAGAAGAGACGGAAGAAGGAAGCGGAUGUCGUGGAAGAACACAACGGCCACAUUUUUAAGGCGACUCAGUACAGCAUCCCCACCUACUGCGAGUUCUGCUCCUCCCUGAUAUGGAUAAUGGACAGGGCUUCUGUUUGCAAAUUGUGCAAGUAUGCAUGCCACCGAAAGUGCUGCCUGAAAACAACAGCCAAGUGCCCCAAAAAGUAUGAUCCGGAGCUUUCUUCGCGGCAGUUUGGGGUGGAGCUCUCUUGCCUGACGAGCGAAGAGCAGACAGUGCCUUUGGUGUUCGAGAAGCUCACCAGCUACAUAGAGAUGCACGCGCUCUACACAGAGGGCAUUUACGGGACAUCCGGAUCGACCAAUAAGAUCAAAGAACUGCGGCAGGGGCUCGACACAGAUCUGGAGAGCGUGAACCUGGACGACUACAACAUUCACGUCAUCGCCAGCGUGUUCAAACAGUGGCUCCGAGAUCUGCCUAACCCGCUCAUGACCUUUGAACUCUACGAAGAGUUUCUGCGGGCAAUGGGCUUGCAGGAGAGGAAAGAGGCCAUCCACGGGGUGUACUCGGUCAUCGAUCAGCUCUCUCGCACCCAUCUCCAUACUUUGGAACGCCUGGUCUUCCACCUUGUCAGGAUCGCUCUGCAGGAGGAGACUAACCGCAUGUCAGCGAACGCCCUGGCCAUUGUCUUUGCUCCCUGCAUACUCCGUUGUCCCGACACCACGGACCCUCUCCAGAGUGCUCAAGAUGUCAGUAAAACAAUCAGCUGCGUAGAGUUGGUUGUUGUCGAGCAGAUGAACAAGUACCGCGCUCGCCUCAAGGACAUCAGCAGCCUGGAGUUUGCGGAGAACAAAGCCAAGAGCCGGCUGUCGUUGAUCCGCAGGUCUAUGAAACCCGUACUAAUUGCCGUUAGGUUUAUGAGCAUAUUAACCCAUGAAGUUCGAUCCGGGCAAAGGCGGCUACGGCGAGAACCCCACUUAGAGCUCAAAGUCGCCCGGAUGCCCCGAAGAGGCCCUAUGGUAACUGGCGAGGAGGAGGCCUUGGAGGUGGAUGUCACGGAACAGCAGCAGGUGGCCAUGCAGCAGGAGGAGAGGGUGCUGACCGAGCAGAUCGAGAGCCUGCAGAAAGAAAAGGAGGAACUGACGUUCGAGAUGUUGGCUCUGGAGCCACGUGCUUCCGACGAUGAAACUCUGGAGUCCGAGGCUUCCAUUGGCACAGCGGACAGCUCUGAGAACUUGAACUUUGAAUCUGAGGGCACCGUCUCCGACAGAUCAG